This is a messenger RNA of Fonsecaea erecta, 2052 nucleotides long. RefSeq lists its product as hypothetical. Bases 1 to 2052 code for a protein of 683 amino acids. The transcript is spliced from 2 exons. NCBI's taxonomy places the organism in Eukaryota, Fungi, Ascomycota, Eurotiomycetes, Chaetothyriales, Herpotrichiellaceae. Gene Ontology annotation, molecular function: flavin adenine dinucleotide binding; oxidoreductase activity, acting on CH-OH group of donors. The record is from RefSeq and is a predicted model, not a curated record.
AUGAGGACGAGUUUAGCCUUUCUGACCGUCCUGGGCACGACUGUGUCGGCUCUAACAGCGUCGCAUAGACACUCACAUAAUAAGUUUUUCAGACGUGACAACAUCACACAGACUGUUCAGGGAGGCAAUGCCACAGACCCUGCGACCUACGACUAUGUGGUUGUCGGAAGCGGCCCUGGAGGAGGCCCACUGGCAUCGAGGCUGGCUAUCGCAGGUUAUAAAGUGCUUCUGAUUGAGGCUGGUGACGAUCAAGGCGAUGCCAUCUGGCAGCAGGUUCCGGCUUUGCAGCUUCAGGCCAGCGAAUACACCCCAAUGCGGUGGGAUUACUUCGUCAACCACUAUCAGGACCUUACACGGCAAGAAGAGGACUCCAAAAUGGUCUGGAAGACUCCUUCCGGAGACGAAUAUGUUGGGAACAGUCCGCCGGCAGCCUCAACUCCCUUGGGGAUCUGGUAUCCUCGAACAGGUACACUGGGAGGUUGCUCAACACAUAACGCAAUGAUCACCAUUUACCCCCAUGAGAGCGACUGGAACAAUAUCGCGUCAAUCACUGGUGAUAGCUCUUGGAGCGCAGCGAACAUGCGGAAAUACUUUGAGCGCAUGGAACGCUGCAGGUAUCUUCCCAACAGUGUCGUAGGCCAUGGGUUUGAUGGUUGGUACGAGACUAGCCUCACGGAAUUGUCUUUGGCGGUUGAGGACCAGAAACUCUUGUCCCUCAUCAUAGCAGCGGGAACAGCAAUGGGCAAGGGUCUUCUCGGGAUGGUUCUCAGCACAGUGGCUGGUUUGGGCGAAGUCUUGCUCCGCGACAUCAACGCCGAUGUCCCCAACCGGGACUCUCAAGAGGGCCUUUACCAGGUUCCAAUUGCAGUCACCGAGGUAGACAAGAAACGCAAUGGUGCUCGCGACUUCAUCCUCGAUACUGCUACUGCUACCAACGCAGACGGUUCGCGCAAAUAUCAUCUUGACAUCAAGCUCAACACCCUAGUGUCGAAAGUCCGGUUUGACACCUCUGGGCCCAAGCCGAAGGCCAUCGGCGUCGAUUAUCUGGAGGGACAAAGUCUGUACCGCGCCGAUCCUCGUGCAGGCGCCUCGGCCGGUGGCACUCCAGGCAGUGUCAACGUCAACCGCGAAGUGAUCAUUUCUGGUGGUGCAUUCAACUCGCCGCAACUGCUCAAAUUGUCGGGUAUUGGACCUGCAACAGAGCUUUCCAAGCUCGGCAUCCCCGUAGUCGUCAACCUUCCAGGUGUGGGGACCAAUCUGCAAGACCGGUACGAAUCAACAAUUGUCGGCAACAGUAAUACCGACUUUGCCAUUACCAAGGACUGUACCUUCCUUCGCACCCAGCCUGACCCGUGCUUGGUACAAUGGCAGAACCAACCAGGUCCAUCUCUCAAAGGCACUUAUGCAACCAAUGGUAUUGCCAUAGCCGUGGUGAAAAAGUCGUCUGUUGCAGAUGGAGAUCCUGAUCUCCUGAUCUCCGGGGCACCAGCCUAUUUCACGGGCUAUCACCCAGGGUACGCCAAUGAAUCUCUCAAAGACGCCCAUCACUGGGCCUGGAUCGUGCUAAAGGCACACUCGCGCAACAACGCCGGCACCAUUACCCUGCGCUCAACCGAUCCUCGUGACACACCCAUCAUCAAUUUCAAUUAUUUCGAUACAGGAGUAACUGCCGACGAUGCUGAUGAAAAGGAUCUUCAAGCUGCAUAUGAGGGAAUGGAAUUGUCUCGAAAGAUGUUUAAAGAUUAUAUCCCGCUGCAGGGUACUUUCCAAGAGGUUUGGCCAGGUAAUCAGGUCACGAACGAGGCCGAAAUGAAGGACUGGAUCAAGAAAGAAGCCUGGGGACAUCAUGCUAGCUGCACUUGCCCGAUUGGCGCUGACGAUGACGAGAUGGCGGUUUUGGAUUCCAAAUUUCGUGUUCGGGGCGUCGACGGCUUGAGAGUUGUUGAUGCUAGUGUCUUUCCCAAGAUCCCGGGCUUCUAUAUCGUGCUACCCACGUAUAUGAUCAGCGAGAAGGCAGCCGACGCUGUUCUGGAGGAUGCUGCUGAUGUAUAG